This is a messenger RNA of Eubalaena glacialis (North Atlantic right whale), 1718 nucleotides long. It is a transcript of the gene ATG4C, whose product is annotated as autophagy related 4C cysteine peptidase. The coding region runs from base 160 to 1536 and encodes 458 amino acids. Gene Ontology annotation, molecular function: protein-phosphatidylethanolamide deconjugating activity. The transcript has 11 exons. Lineage: Eukaryota; Metazoa; Chordata; Mammalia; Artiodactyla; Balaenidae. The record is from RefSeq and is a predicted model, not a curated record.
CUCUAGGUGCUUGUAGCUGCGGCGCUGAGCUCGGGGUGUCUGCGUGUGUGUCGGCUGCUUUUGUGGCGGCUGCUGGUGGAGCUGGAACAUUUCCCGAACAAAAGUCUAAACUUACAGAAGAAUGCAAUCAAGUGAUGGCUUUUUCUUUAGAAUCUGAAUAUGGAGGCCACAGGAACAGAUGAAGUUGACAAGCUAAAAACUAAAUUUAUAUCUGCUUGGAACAAUAUGAAAUAUAGUUGGGUGUUGAAAACAAAGACAUAUUUUAGUAGAAAUUCCCCUGUAUUAUUGCUUGGAAAGUGUUACCAUUUUAAAUAUGAAGAUGAAAAUGAACUGUUACCUGUAAGCUCAGGAUGUACAGUAGAAGAUCAUGUGAUUGCGGGAAGUGUAGAAGAAUUUCGUAAAGACUUCAUUUCAAGAAUAUGGCUUACCUACAGGGAAGAGUUUCCUCCAAUAGAAGGCUCAGCUUUGACAACAGACUGUGGUUGGGGCUGUACACUAAGAACUGGCCAGAUGCUGUUGGCUCAAGGACUCGUACUACACUUCCUUGGUAGAGCUUGGACCUGGCCUGAUGCUUUGAACAUUGAAAAUUCAGACUCUGAAUCAUGGACUUCCAACACUGUAAAAAAAUUUACUGCAUCAUUUGAAGCAUCGCUUUCAGUGGAAAGAGAACUCAAAACCCCAACAAUUUCUCUGAAGGAAACAAUCGGGAGAUAUUCUGAUGAUCGUGAAAUGCAAAAUGAAAUUUAUCACAGGAAAAUCAUCUCUUGGUUUGGUGAUUCCCGCUUGGCUCUCUUUGGUUUACAUCAACUAAUAGAAUAUGGAAAGAAGUCUGGGAAAAAAGCUGGAGAUUGGUAUGGACCAGCUGUGGUUGCUCACAUUUUAAGAAAAGCAGUUGAAGAAGCAAGACACCCAGAUUUACAAGGAAUAACUAUUUAUGUUGCGCAAGAUUGUACAGUUUACAGUUCUGAUGUAAUUGAUAAACAGUGCACUUCCAUGGCCUCUGAUAAUACAGAUGACAAAGCUGUUAUUAUUCUAGUUCCUGUUAGACUUGGUGGAGAAAGAACCAAUGCCGACUAUUUAGAUUUUGUAAAGGGUAUUUUAAGCCUUGAAUAUUGUGUGGGUAUUGUUGGUGGCAAACCUAAACAGUCAUAUUACUUUGCUGGAUUUCAAGAUGACAGUUUGAUUUACAUGGAUCCUCAUUACUGCCAAUCUUUUGUAGAUGUCAGCAUAAAGGAUUUCCCUCUUGAGACAUUCCACUGCCCUUCUCCCAAAAAGAUGUCAUUUCGAAAAAUGGAUCCUAGCUGUACAAUAGGAUUUUACUGUCGAAAUGUUCAGGACUUCAAACGAGCUUCUGAAGAAAUCACUAAGAUGCUGAAAAUUUCUUCUAAGGAGAAAUAUCCCUUAUUUACUUUUGUAAAUGGUCAUUCCAGAGACUAUGAUUUUACAUCUACUACAACCAAUGAAGAAGACCUUUUCUCAGAGGAUGAAAAGAAAAGAUUAAAAAGAUUUAGCACAGAAGAGUUUGUCUUGCUGUAAAGAUUAGCACAUUUGUGCUUGAUGAGAAGAAAUCCUUUGAAGGAAGCAAAAUGAAGAGAAACAAGUAUACUUGAAACUGGUUUAUUUUCACGAAUACCUUAAUUUUGUACGUUCUUUAAAAAAAGAACAUUUGAAAAUAUACAAGUUUUAAAGAUAUUUUUUUGAAAGAGAAAUGAUUCAGU